Messenger RNA from Lactuca virosa, 486 nucleotides. The record is from the annotation of a GenBank genome assembly. Lineage: Eukaryota; Viridiplantae; Streptophyta; Magnoliopsida; Asterales; Asteraceae.
AUGUACAAUCAACAGUGUCUUCCUUUGUCGGUCUACCCUUAUUCUACCAAACCACUUUCCACUUCCUUCCUUGGUCGGUCUACCCUUCUUCUACCAAACCACUUUCCGCUUCCUUCCAUUGAUCCCCUACGCUCCUCCAAACCACCACUCACUCCUCCGUCGUCGAUCGAUUUAGGGUCAGCUAUCGAGGGAAAUAAAUUGUUCAGUACAACAGAAAUUGAUGGUCGAUUUUGCCCUACUUCGAAGGGUUGGCGGUGGAGAUCAGAAAGUGAAGAGACAGAAAGGAGUACGAGAACGAUCGUCGACCUUCUAAGGGAGAGAACCAUGGACGGCGACGAUAGGUUCCGACGAAGGAAGAGUCUUCAAGAACGAUUAGGAUUAAAGAGUAUGGUAUGUUGUGGAUCCGCUUGGGGCAUCGGAAUCGGACCUUCCACCAUGAGCACCCGAUCUGGCGACGAUGACGACGUCGUUGACUCGAUCCAUUAA